Carica papaya (papaya) is the source of this 1558-nucleotide messenger RNA. Its product is annotated as protein CUP-SHAPED COTYLEDON 2. The record is from RefSeq and is a predicted model, not a curated record. Lineage: Eukaryota; Viridiplantae; Streptophyta; Magnoliopsida; Brassicales; Caricaceae. Gene Ontology annotation, molecular function: DNA binding. Gene Ontology annotation, biological process: regulation of DNA-templated transcription.
UCGAGGAAGACGACAGAACCCAGAGAAGGUAACACAGUUUUCCACAAAACCCAGAUCAUCUCAUACAUCCUACAUUAUUUCACCUUUUUCCUUCUGCCAUUUGAUUCAUCAAAUCCCCAUGAAAACCCCACCAAUAUAAACACCACACACCCACUUCUAUCCUCCCCCUUGUAAACCAAUCUCCUUUCCCUCUCUCUCUUCUUCCUUUUCUCCUUCUUCCUCCUCUUCUUCCCCAUUUCGGCACGAAUCUUAUCUGGGUUCUUUUUCUUCUUUUCGCUCUCAUGGAAACUUACAUACACCACCAUUUUGACAACUGCGAUGCUCAUUUGCCGCCUGGGUUCCGGUUUCACCCGACUGAUGAAGAGCUCAUCACUUACUAUCUUCUUAAGAAAGUUCUUGACAGCAGCUUCACUGGCCGAGCCAUUGCAGAAGUUGAUCUCAACAAGUGUGAGCCAUGGGAGCUCCCUGAGAAGGCAAAAAUGGGAGAGAAAGAGUGGUACUUUUUCAGCUUGCGUGACCGCAAGUACCCGACCGGUCUACGUACCAAUAGAGCCACGGAGGCUGGUUACUGGAAGGCUACUGGGAAGGAUAGGGAGAUUUACAGCUCAAAAACUUGUGCACUUGUGGGAAUGAAGAAGACUCUGGUGUUCUACCGAGGGAGAGCUCCCAAGGGUGAGAAGAGCAACUGGGUAAUGCAUGAGUAUCGCCUUGAAGGCAAGUUUGCUUACCAUUAUCUUUCCAGGAGCUCCAAGGAUGAAUGGGUGAUAUCUCGGGUCUUCCAGAAGAGCGGUGCCGGCAGUUGCGGCGGAGGUGGCAAAAAGACCAAAAUGCCCCCCAGUAUCAACUUGUACCAAGAACCCAGCUCUCCCUCCUCCGUCUCCCUCCCUCCACUUCUUGAUCCCACCACUGCAAGCACCACUGCCGCCGCAACUUCGCUCGACAGCUGCUCCUACGACGGUCACAGCUUCAGUACCAGCGCCGCCGCCGCUGCCGCAGCUUCGUCUGAGCACGUGUCCUGUUUCUCCACAAUUGCAGCCGCUGCAGCUGCGGCUGGCUCCUCCGCUUCCUCGACUUUUGAUUUCGGCCCUCCUCCUCAGCUGCCACCGCAGCCGCAGAUGUACGCAGGAUAUGAUUCGUUUACGCGCUUCCCGAGAAGCGUGGGAUUGUCGGGUUUUCCGAGUCUGAGGUCGCUGCAGGAGAAUCUCCAGCUGCCUUUCUUUUUCUCCUCCUCUACUUCCUCGCCUUCUGCUUCGAUUCCCCCUCCGCUUUUUCAGGGCGGUGGUGGUGCCGCCUUCAGUUGGCCAUUUAUGCCGGAUGAAGGUGGCGGGAAGCUUUGUAUGGGAGCAAGUGAGCUUGACUGCAUGUGGUCUUUCUGAAACCGUUUCCCUCUAAACCAUCAAGACGUAUCUUUAGGUUUUCAUUAGUGGGUUCUGUUUCUUUGUCAAGCUCUGGUAAUCCUGAUAUGUUAUGUAGUGUAUUAAUGUAGCGUCUUUAACGUCGGCAUGCAGGAUGCUUAUCUCUAUGUCAUCUGUAACAGUAGGAUGGUAGGAAGAUUAGA